Ixodes scapularis (black-legged tick) is the source of this 1403-nucleotide messenger RNA. RefSeq names its product glycoprotein-N-acetylgalactosamine 3-beta-galactosyltransferase 1-like. The record is from RefSeq and is a predicted model, not a curated record. Gene Ontology annotation, molecular function: N-acetylgalactosaminide beta-1,3-galactosyltransferase activity. NCBI's taxonomy places the organism in Eukaryota, Metazoa, Arthropoda, Arachnida, Ixodida, Ixodidae. Gene Ontology annotation, cellular component: membrane. The transcript has 4 exons. Bases 1 to 1179 code for a protein of 392 amino acids.
AUGGCGUCCCGGCCGGAUCACUGGGCAACUGGUGGCCCCCCACGGUAUUCUUGCGGGACGUACCUGCUUUCCUUGGGUGCUGGGAUGACCUUUGGCUUCGGAUGUGCGUUCUUACUCCUCUGCGGAUUCUCCGUGGAGAAUCGGUCCUUCUGGCUCGUGCGACGAAUGCCGACCUCCGUGCCGGAUCGGUACUCGCAGUACGGGCACUUCGAAGACGACGACGGGACUGGGCCGGAGAAGCCCCUGAUUGGUCAUGGAGACAUGGAAGAGUUCCACGGCAAUGGCGAGGAUAUGCUGGCCAAUCAACUUAGUCGAAAGGUACGGGUGCUCUGCUGGGUGAUGACGCAGCCUAAAAACCACGCGAAGAAGGCCCGCCAUGUCAAGGCCACCUGGGGUCAGCGCUGUAACACUCUCCUCUUCAUGAGCAGUGCCCCAGAACCCAGCCUGCCAACUGUGGUGCUUCCGAUAAAGGAAUCCCGAAAUACCCUGUGGGCUAAAACGAAGGCGGCGUUCCAGGAGGUCUACAAGAAUCAUCUCAAUUCGUCCGAUUGGUUCCUGAAGGCCGACGACGAUACCUACGUUGUCCUGGAAAACCUAAGAUAUCUCCUGAAGGACAAGAGCCCAUCCGAUCCUGUGUACUACGGACGUCGCUUCAAGCCUUACGUGGAACAAGGCUACAUGAGUGGCGGUGCAGGCUACGUGCUCAGCAGAGAAGCCGUACGUCGUUUGGUCGAAGAUGGACUGAGUCAUCCGAACAAGUGUCGCUCCGAUGGGGGAGGUUCAGAGGACGUGGAGAUCGGGAAGUGUUUGGAGAAGGUCGGUGUCAAGGCGGGGGACUCGAGGGACCUUCAAGGUCGAGGACGCUUCUUUCCGCUCGCUCCCGACUUCCACUUGGUAUCCGGAAAGCGAAAGGACUUCUGGUACUGGAAGUACAUCUACUACCCGUCUAAAGAGGGUCUGGAGUGCUGCAGCGACACAGCCAUCUCAUUCCACUACAUCAGCCCCGGCAUGAUGUAUGUUAUGGAGUACUUAAUAUAUCAUCUGAGGCCAUAUGGAAUUGACCAUAUGGUCCACCAACAUCCGGGAAUGUUUCAUGAUCUGCGACCAGUGGUCAACAAUCCCAAGCUAAAUGAAGUGACCAGUGAACGAACUAAACUUUCGACGAGAACUAUAAAAUGAUAAUUCCCGCGUUACAAGCACCUCCCAGACAUUCAGUGUUUACCAGCGUUCAGUGCCGUGUUUUGGGCCAGUCAGCUUCAAGGCGUACCUCGGUAUGGUGAAUUCGCCUAAAUGCGACCCGGAGAAGCGCAAGGUAGCAACAAUAGAAACUUGUUACUUCAUUCCAUAUAAUCGACAAGAAAAUCAAGGUCAUCAUCAUGUACAAGAUUAUCAUCAGAUCCACU